Molecule: messenger RNA, 2710 nt
Organism: Phascolarctos cinereus (koala)
Lineage: Eukaryota; Metazoa; Chordata; Mammalia; Diprotodontia; Phascolarctidae
Source: RefSeq, a predicted model, not a curated record
AUGGAUCCCCCGGGAGGAAUGGUAUUUCUCUAAAUUAAAAGACUUGCGAUUUGUGCAGACCCUCUGCUGCCCCCAGGGCCCCUCACUCACCUGGGCAGGCUAGAGAGCUCCGAGAAUCAGAGACAAGACGAAACAGACUUUCCGAGCCCCUUGUCCUGCUGGAACAGGUCACCCCCAGAGCCAUCAGCCCUCCUUCGAGGCCAGGUGAGAAGAUGUCUACAGAUGCAGUCAGAACAGACCGUGAGGAUUCUACAUGCCAAAGUGGCCCAGAAGUCCUAUGGGAGCGAGAAGAGGUUCUUCUGUCCGCCGCCCUGCGUGUAUCUCACGGGCCCAGGCUGGAGGCUGAAGCCGGAACAGGGGCAAGCAAACGAGACUGGGGAGGCUGGAUGCACGGUCUGCGGUUACAUGGGGUUGGACGGCGGUUCCGCGGAGGCGCAAAAGCUGAGCUUUGAGAAGCAACCGGACUCUAGAGAAUUCGCCUGCGCCAAAGCUCUCUUUAUCUCGGACUCGGACAAGAGAAAGCACUUCCGGUUGGUGUUAAGGCUGGUGUUGCAAGGAGGCCAAGAGCUAGGUACCUUCCACAGUCGCCUCAUCAAGGUCAUCUCCAAGCCAUCUCAGAAGAAGCAGUCCCUGAAGAACACAGACCUAUGCAUCUCCUCCGGGUCCAAGGUGUCUCUCUUCAACCGUCUUCGAUCCCAGACUGUCUCUACCCGGUACCUGUCUGUGGAGGGCGGUGCAUUCAUCGCCAGUGCCCGACAAUGGGCAGCCUUCACCCUGCAUCUGGCUGAUAAUCAUCGUCCCCGGGGAGAAUUCCCUCUCCAAGAGGGCUAUGUUCGCUAUGGUUCUCUAGUACAGCUGGUCUGCACAGUCACAGGCAUCACCCUGCCCCCCAUGAUCAUCCGCAAAGUGGCCAAACAGUGUGCACUCCUGGAUGUAGAUGAACCAAUCUCCCAGUUGCACAAAUGUGCUUUCCAGUUCCCAGGCGGGAGUCCAGGGGGUGGUACCUACUUGUGCCUUGCCAUGGAAAAGAUUGUGCAAUUCCAGGCUUCACCCUGUCCCAAGGAAGCAAACAGGGCACUGCUGAAUGACAGCUCAUGUUGGACCAUCAUUGGCACUGAGUCAGUGGAGUUCUCCUUCAGCACCAACCUUGCCUGCCCCCGGGAGCCUGUCACCCCAGUGCCCCUCAUCAGUACCUUAGAGCUUAGUGGUGGGGGUGACGUAGCAACCUUGGAGCUGCUGGGUGAGAAUUUCCACUCAGGACUCAAGGUGUGGUUUGGUGACGUGGAGGCUGAGACCAUGUACAGGAGUCCCCGGUCCCUGGUAUGUGUGGUACCCGAUGUGGCGGCUUUUGGUAGUGCCUGGCGGUGGCUGCGCACCCCCAUUACGGUGCCAGUGAGCCUGGUUCGUGCAGAUGGACUGUUGUACUCCAGCGCCUUCUCCUUCACCUUUACUCCAGAGCAGAGCGGCCGGCCAGUCCCCUCAGGAGCCCCUGAGCCACCUCCUGAUGCAGACGCCCUCUUGGAAAGCAUCCACCAUGAGUUUACUCGAACCAAUUUCCACCUCUUCAUCCAGAGCUAGGGGAGGGGUGGGGGCAGGAAGCAGUUGGGCUGCAGUAAGGGAAUGUUACUGUUGGUCAUGGGGUGACCUUCUUUAGCCCAUAAACCACAUCCCAAGAACCAGCCUAUGCUCCAGGCUUCAGUGAGGUCCAGGGCUUCCUAUGGAUCAUCAGAUUUACAGUGAGGAGAUUUGAAAGGUCCUCUUAGUACAACCCCUUCACUUGGACAUGGAGAAAACUGAGGGCCAGAGAAAGGAAGUAGCUUGCCGAAGAACACACAAGUAAUAAUAGCAAACCCAGGCCUUCUGACUCCGUAUACAAUGCUCUUUUCAUGCUAUCACUUUGUGUUGAUACCACAGGAGUGUGCAACACCUUUCAUUAGGGUGUGCCCACAGGGAACAUUUUUUAAAGAUGAACAUUAAUUGAAUAUGCAACAAUAAAGGACAUUAUUUUUAUUUAUCAAAACUUAAUUUAUAUUUUAAAUAGCAACUAAACUUCACUUUAAGAGUUUUUAAAAAAUUUAAUGAGACACAGACUGCCAAUCAUUUUGGGAGGACAUUCAGGCGUGCCUGAGCAAAGCUAUUGUACCCUCUAUUAAUUCAUCUCAAUCAAUCAGUCCACAAGCAUUUAUGAAGCACCUACUGUAUGACCACGUGACUGGUCUGCUGGACACUCACAUUCACACACUCUGCUGGAUACUUCCUUUCCUCAUAUAAAAGCUCCAGCUAGAGAUGGAAAUGUUGCAGGCAUGGAACCCUUCAAACAUCCACUCACUGUCUCCAACACGCACAGACUCUACUUUAACGUGGUGCAGGGAGAAGAGCCAUGCCUGGAGCUGGGAGGCCUGAGUACAAAUCCCAGCUUUGUUUCUUAAUAACCUUGUAACUUUGAUCUUCCACUUCCCCCUUCUGGGCCUCAGUUUCCUCAUUUGUCAAAGGGGGACUAGCUAACCCCUGAGGGCCCUUCUAGCUCUAAAUUCUGUCAUCACCAGGACAGUGUGGGGUAGAAGAAAGAGUUCUGGGCUUGGAACUAGAAGUAUGUUCAGAUCCCCAUUGGAGUGAUUUGGGGCAAGUCACAUCCCUUUUACAAACUCCAGCUUCCUGUAAAAUGAGGCUAGCAAUACUUGAAACAUCUAUGUCAUAGGUAGGCAGUGAU